AAAACAUUUACAGAGACACCGCCUUGACCGUGCUUUCUCUCUCCUCUGUCUCUGUCGCUCUUUCUCUCUCAUCUUUUGGGGGUUUUUGGAAGAAGUCACUUUGAACCACCACCUCUUCUCUUUUACGCUUUUAUUUUUUGUUUCUCUCUCUCUCUCAGUGUAUUUGUACUGACUGACAUUCUCAGUCAGUCCGAUUGUGGUACCGGCUUACUCUACAAUUGUUUCAGUGAGAGGGGGCGUUCUUUUUGGGUUUAAUUUUUCUCCUCGUUCUCCGUUUCCCCACUCGAUUGUUGUAGCCUUUCGUUUUUUUUUUUUUGUUUCUCUCUAGACGAUCUUGUACGGAUUGGCUUUUGAUUUGUGUGGAUUGAGGUUUGAAUUUGUUUGGAUUGAGUGUUUGAUUUUGGGGGAUUUUGCGCUUAAACCCUAAAAAACAUUAUGGGUUUGCGAGGAUGGAUAUUGGGUUGGGUUGAUUUGGGGCGAGGGGAGAUGGGAGAGCGCGGUUGGGUUGUGAGUGAUUGCGUUGGGUUUAGGCAGCGGAGGAAUCUUCUUGAUGUUAUCGAUUGAGAGGUAUGAGUUUCAGGCAGGGUUCUUGUCCUGUCGAUUAGGGUUUUACUAUUAGUUUUAUUUUGAAUUUUUCUGUGUGUGUGUGUGUGUGUGUGUGUGUGUGUGUGUGUGUGUUUUGAGCCUUUUUUAGUAUUGGGGAAAGCUUGAUAUGAAGCUUUCAACAUCAGGGUUUGGUCAGCAGGAUCACGAAGGAGGGGAAAAGAAAUGCUUGAAUUCAGAGCUAUGGCAUGCAUGCGCGGGGCCCCUUGUGUCCCUCCCAACUGCUGGGACUCGGGUUGUUUACUUCCCUCAGGGUCACAGCGAACAGGUUGCUGCGACGACCAACAAAGAAGUUGAUGGACACAUACCCAAUUACCCGAACCUACCUCCCCAGUUGAUAUGUCAACUUCACAAUGUUACAAUGCAUGCAGAUGUGGAAACGGAUGAAGUGUAUGCCCAGAUGACAUUACAGCCGCUGACUGCACAAGAACAAAAGGAUACAUUUCUACCCAUGGAAUUGGGGAUUCCGAGUAGACAGCCAACAAAUUACUUUUGCAAGACGUUGACAGCGAGUGAUACAAGCACCCAUGGAGGUUUCUCUGUACCUCGUCGUGCUGCCGAGAAAGUUUUUCCUCCACUGGAUUUUUCACAACAGCCACCAGCACAAGAGCUGAUUGCAAGGGACCUUCAUGAUGUUGAAUGGAAGUUUAGGCAUAUUUUUCGAGGACAGCCAAAACGACAUCUUCUUACAACUGGUUGGAGUGUGUUUGUUAGUGCCAAAAGAUUGGUUGCUGGGGAUUCUGUACUUUUUAUAUGGAAUGAAAAAAAUCAGCUUCUUUUGGGUAUACGUCGUGCCACAAGACCACAAACUGUGAUGCCUUCUUCUGUUUUAUCAAGUGAUAGCAUGCACAUUGGACUCCUUGCUGCUGCAGCUCAUGCUGCUGCAACUAAUAGCUGUUUCACAGUGUUCUACAACCCCAGGGCUAGCCCAUCAGAGUUUGUCAUCCCUCUGACAAAGUAUGUUAAAGCUGUAUUUCAUACCCGUGUUUCAGUAGGAAUGCGUUUUCGGAUGCUUUUUGAAACUGAAGAGUCAAGCGUUCGAAGGUACAUGGGUACAAUAACUGGAAUAAGUGAUCUUGACCCUGUUCGUUGGCCGAAUUCUCAUUGGCGUUCUGUCAAGGUAGGGUGGGACGAGUCAGCAGCUGGGGAGAGGCAGCCAAGGGUGUCGUUGUGGGAAAUUGAGCCUUUAACUACAUUUCCUAUGUAUCCGUCUCUUUUUCCACUUAGGUUGAAACGUCCAUGGCAUCCUGGAGUCUCCUCUGUUCAUGAUAACAGAGACGAUGCUUCUAAUGGCUUAAUGUGGCUUCGAGGAGGAGUCGGGGAUCAGGGUCUACACUCACUGAAUUUGCAAUCCAUGGGCUCACUGCCGUUGUUGCAGCAGAGACUCGAUUCUCCCAUGUUCGGAAAUGAUCAUAAUCAGCAGUAUCAAGCCAUGUUAGCUGCUGGAAUGCCGAACCUUGGAGGCGUUGAUAGGCUGAGACAGCAAAUUAUGCAUCUUCAACAACCUUUCCAAUAUAUUCAACAGGCAGGCUUCCAUAACUCUCUAUUGCAGCAGCAACAGCAAUUGGUUCAACAAUCUAUGCCUCAGAACAUCCUUCAGACACCAAGCCAAGUUAUGGCAGAGAAUAUACCCCAACACAUUCUCCAGCAAACUCCACAAAAUCAACCAGAGGAUAUUCCAAACCAGCAACAGCGUACUUAUCAUGAUACCCUUCAGGUUCAAAGCAAUCAAUUUCAUCAGGGUGAAAAUUCAAAUGUGCCAUCACCCCCAUUUCCCAGGACAGAGCUUACGGAUUCCAACACAAAUUACUCUGAAUCCAUGAUCUCUAGAAGAAAUAUACUUGCUUCAUCGUGUGCUGAAGGGACGGGAAAUUUUUCCAAUAUCUAUAGAAGUGGGCAGUCGAUCCUAACUGAGCAGUUACCUCAACAAUCUCCUGUUUCUAAGAAUGCUCAUCCACAGGUUGAUGCUCACUCGAACUCGAUGACAUUUCCUCCUCCAUUUUCUGGUAGAGACUCGAUUUUGGAGCUGGGAAAUUGUAAUUCAGAUUCUCCAAGUCGUACACUUUUUGGUGUAAAUAUUGAUUCAUCCGGACUUCUACUUCCCUCUAAUGUGCCCACUUAUGCUUCUCCAUCAAUUGGUCCUGAUUCAUCCUCAAUGCCAAUGGGAGAUUCUGGAUUUCAGAAUUCUAUGUACAGAUGUGUCCAAGACUCUUCUGAGUUGUUGCACAGCUCGGGGCAAGGUGAUCCAUUGAAUCCAACUCGGACAUUUGUGAAGGUUUACAAAUCCGGAUCUGUUGGGCGUUCACUAGACAUCUCCCGGUUCAGCAGCUAUCAGGAGCUGCGAGAGGAGCUGGCUCAGAUGUUUGGGAUUGAGGGACAGUUGGUAGACCCUCAUAGAUCAGGCUGGCAGCUUGUAUUUGUCGACAGGGAGAAUGAUGUACUUCUCCUUGGAGAUGACCCUUGGGAGGCAUUUGUGAAUAAUGUCUGGUAUAUCAAGAUACUCUCUCCCCAGGACUUUCAGAAACUAGGGGUUCAGGCAAUUGAGUCCUUCAACCCCGUCGGUCAGCGACUUACCAGUGGUGGCAAUGAAGCUGAAAAUGUUUCAGGGCUUCCGUCUGUUGGUUCGCUAGAAUAUUGAAGUUGUAAGGCAAUUAUACGAGGUUUGGGAGACGUUUACCUUAGAAGUUGCAACUAAACUAAAUAUGCAGUUGGAAUGCCCCAACAUUAGAUCAAUGUGUGUAAACUCUUCUGUAUUCAUAAUUCCUUUUGCUUACAUAUACUCUCAUUUUCAAAGAUUAUGUGGUAAAAAUACAUGUACGUCGUUUACUUAGAUAAGAAAUAUAACACGUUGAACGUUUCUAGCAUAUGCACAUUAUGGUUAUGAAUUCGGAUUAUUCACUUCAUUUGGAGCAACCACCAAAAAGUGGCACUA
Messenger RNA from Cucurbita maxima (winter squash), 3535 nucleotides. RefSeq names its product auxin response factor 8-like. The transcript has 14 exons. Gene Ontology annotation, biological process: response to hormone; regulation of DNA-templated transcription. The coding region runs from base 713 to 3241 and encodes 842 amino acids. Gene Ontology annotation, cellular component: nucleus. NCBI's taxonomy places the organism in Eukaryota, Viridiplantae, Streptophyta, Magnoliopsida, Cucurbitales, Cucurbitaceae. Gene Ontology annotation, molecular function: protein binding; DNA binding. The record is from RefSeq and is a predicted model, not a curated record.